AAACGAUCAAGAUUACCCUCACCAACAUGGCUGAUGGACGGAACACUUGUUUUGAAUAGUGAUUUACUGCUAUAGUUCACCUUUAAAAGAAUGAAUAUGUCUUGACUAGACCAUCACAGUGUCUUGUGGUAGUGCAUCACAAUGGGUAACAAGCACAGCUGUUGUGUAUACCCUGGAGGGCGGGGGUCUGGCCGCUCUUCUUCCAGUCAAAAGGGAGCCGGUGGAGGGUCGGGGGAGGCCAACCAUGAGGAUGUGUCCGAGGAGCACAUGUGUAACUUACAACACAUCAGUGAGAGAGAGCCUGAUGAUCUGGACCAGGACCCCAGCCUUCAUCCCUCAGCUGGUCCACUCUUCCUCUCAAAGUCUAAACAAGUUAUAGAAAAUGGACUAGUCAGAAGAAGAAGUAGAAGUCAUUUAGACGACGGGAGGACACUGAAGAAGUCGUCGUCGUGUUCAACCAUAUACUUAGAUGAUUCUACCGUCUCUCAGCCUAAUCUGAAAAACACCAUUAAAUGUGUAGCUCUUGCAAUAUAUUACCAUAUCAGAAAUCGAGCUGAUAACCGAAUAUUGGAUAUUUUUGACGAGAAACUUCAUCCUCUAACC
Homarus americanus (American lobster) is the source of this 603-nucleotide messenger RNA. Its product is annotated as cyclin-Y-like protein 1. Lineage: Eukaryota; Metazoa; Arthropoda; Malacostraca; Decapoda; Nephropidae. Gene Ontology annotation, cellular component: plasma membrane. The record is from RefSeq and is a predicted model, not a curated record. Gene Ontology annotation, biological process: regulation of canonical Wnt signaling pathway; regulation of cyclin-dependent protein serine/threonine kinase activity. Gene Ontology annotation, molecular function: cyclin-dependent protein serine/threonine kinase activator activity; protein kinase binding.